Molecule: messenger RNA, 3582 nt
Organism: Durusdinium trenchii
Lineage: Eukaryota; Dinophyceae; Suessiales; Symbiodiniaceae
Source: the annotation of a GenBank genome assembly
GCAUCAACUGCGCAUUCAGAACUGCCAGCUGUGGCUUAAUCGCCACAAGCGAGCCUCUUCCGCCAUGGCCGCAGCAGACGUCUUGUCUCCACCGUCUCCGCCAGAUCUUGAGGUGCUCGAAGAUGAGCGAGUACUGGGAGCUUCCACUGCAGACCAGGUCCUGGAGCGUUGGCACGGCUUCAUGGCUGAGACCUCCAAGCUGCUGCAGCUGGACGAGCCGCUGCGCUGGCGGCUGCCACUGCAGCACGUGGUGACGAAGGCCACGGUCACGACGGCGACGGCGACGGAUUGGAGCAGCCAGCUCGGUCUCUCAUUUAGCCCAGUUGGUCGAGUUGUGCACUCCUUAGCUGCUUCAGUGGAGCAGGCAAGGAACUGUGUGGACAUGGGGCCCAAGCUUUAUCAUGCAUUGGCCGUGUUCGGAGAAGCCUUGGGCCCAGAGUCUCCAGAGGAGGAUUCGUUGCAGACACCUUCGGAGCUCCUGGUUGAGGUGGCGGAGCUGCUUCCAACGCUGCGUCAAGCACGACACUUGCUGAGGCGUGUGGAGGCGGUGGCAGAGAAUUUGCUGCGACAAUUGAGCCAAACUUAUACCAUGGCGAUGCCUGGCUUAGUACGACAGCCUUUGCGAGUGGUCUUAGAUGUCCUGGGUGAACUUCUGGCAGUACCGGUCUUUUUGGAUGGCUUGAUCCUUGAGAACGCUCGUUUGCGGCGCGCCUUCACCUCCUACAACUGGAUUGUGGAAAAGGCUGGUGCCAAAGCAGGUGGCGGCUCUGCUUCUCUGCCGGAUCUGCCGGAGGCCACAGCUUUGCUGCGAGAACUUCAAGAGGCACAGCCUCUCUUAAGGGGUGAUGCCUUUCAGAUGUGCUUGGCCAAUGUCGCCCAGGCGUUAAACAUGCGUGGUCAUGCUUUCCGCGAACAGCUGAGUAGCUACUUCCGUGGUCGCAUGGAAGAGUCGGAGCUCCGUGGGGCCGUGGCCACUUCACAGCUUUGGCAACCUGCUGAGGUGCUGAGCUGGGUCAACACUUAUGUGCUUUGUGUGCGGAGCUUCGGGAAAGGCCGAGAGGAGGUGAAGUUGCUCCAGGAGCUCUGGAAAAUGCAUAAAAAGACGCCUGUGGUCGUGCUCUUCGGCCGUGUGGUGUGGUGCAUGGGGGACUUCUUGAAGUCCUACCUGCCUGACGUUGUAGCAGAAGCGAAGCUCCUGAAAGAGUUGGAGGAGCUUGGCAGCUUACGUUUGAGCCAAGCGAAACAACUCGAUAGCGGUUUUGCUGCAGAGAUGCAAGGCUAUCGCGCACGCUGUGCUGCUUGGAUGGCUUCUUUGCCGCAACAGAAGUUGGAAGGGGCUCCCAUUAGUGAGUCCCUUCGCAAAGCUCAUGCGGCGAUCUUCGAGGGCCUCACGUUGGCGCUCCGUAUCAGGACUUCCUUGGAGGAAUACCUUGUGCUCCACGUGCAUGAGGGUGUCCCAGUGCCUCGUGCUGCACUGCAGACGGUGGCGCUGGGCUUCCAACUGCUGAAGCUCUUGGAAGCUUCGCCCAACUGGAGGCUCCAGGAAUUGGGGCAACUCCUACAGCAGCAUUGUGCGCUGAAGCUACAGAAGGAUCUCCAGGAGGUCCGCGCCAAGCUGAAGCCUCAACGCGCAAGCGAGGCGCCCAGUGACGCGCUACGCCUUUGCGGCGAGGCCCUGCGGCGGAUCCUCGCUGGCGAGCAGAAUGCCUCGAGGGCCUUCUUCGACGUGGGUGGCAUUGCAUUGGCCCUGUGCUGUUCCGGGCGCUCUGAGUCGGCCAGCGCGGGCGUGGGUGGGCGCUGGCGGGAGCUGAGGAUCGUCAGCCAAUGGCAGGAGCAGCUGCGGAGUUUGUGCGACACCAGCUGGUGCUAUUGGAUGCGAGAUUUGCUCCCGACUCUCCUUUCAGAUUUGCGCGUGCCGUCCUUGCCACCUCUCUUUGCCGCUUUGGCCCAGCCUUUGGAAAACUUGCCGGAAGGACGAGCACGGCAAGCGUUUCUUAAGGAACUCCGGCGUGCAUUGGAGGAGAGCAUUGUGCAGCCGCUUUGUGCAAAGCUGGAAGAAGAUUUGCGGCUUUUGGUCCACGCCACCAUGCAGGGCACACGUGAAGCUUUGCCAUUGGCACCACCCGAGGAGGUCUUAGCGUUGCUACGGCUACGGCCCUUGCGCCUGACCGACGCAGAUGUGGUGGACUUGAAGGAUCAGGUGGAGCUCCGCCUGAGUCGGCAUUUCUACGACCUCGCAGCCUUGGCACCUCAGGAUGCUGAAGCGUACGUGCGCAUGCGGGAACAGGCAUUUCAUCGGUAUGGCUUAAAUUUGGUCGAUGGCGGACUUCCUGCUGGCUCCUUGGCACAAGGAUUGGAUGUGAUCGACGUCAUGCGCAACGUGCACCUCUUAGCCACUCAGUAUUCCUACAGCCUUCACCAGCAGUUCUUCACCCAGGCCGCCAACCAGGGCGAUGCCAAGCUGCGCACUAUCACUGUGGAGCAUUUGACGGCCUCCAUCCGCGUGCAUGGCUAUGGAGUUAUCAACACUGCAGUGAACUACAGUGUAGGCUUCCUCAAGAAGAAGUUGGAGGUGGUGGCAGAGUUUUUGGCGGACGAGUCUGUGAAGUCCCGGUUGCUGGCAGAACGUCAAUGGAUGGAGGGACGUUCCACCUACACCUGGGCACGUGCCGUCGAGACGGCGAAGUUCAUCCGGCGCUUGGGAGCUACACGGGAUGGGAUCACCUUCUUGGAUAAACUGCGGCAGGUGUUGACGCAGAUUGGAAACAGCCUGGGGUAUGUGCGGAUGGUGCGAACCGCUGGCAUGCGAAGCAUGGCCAAUGCUUUGGAGUAUCUCGAGGUGACGGGUGAGGAGCUCUUCACAGCAGCCGAGGAGGCACAGUUGGUGACCUCGUCGAUGGAGGCAGCACAACUGGCGGAGCAGGGCCGGCGUAGCGUGCGGCGCUGCUUCGAGGCUAGCACAGACCAUUUGAACCUGCUGGCGGAAGUCUUUGUGAAGGCCUUGUCCAACCAAACUUCACAAGCUCGUUCUACACAACUCUUUCACCUUUUAGUGCCUUGCCUUUGCUGUGCCUUCUUGGACGCCUUGCUCAACGGCCAAGCAGUGCUCGCUAAGCGUGCCACAGCCACCACGGGCGUUCGUGGCGAAGCCUUACUAGCCGAUGACGGCUUCUCCGUGGGAGUAGCCUUUGUGCUGCGAGUCUUCGCCUUGGAACGAAGCUUCCAAUCGUUGCACUGGGGUGCCAACACGGAGAUCCAUGAUCAAGAUCUCACUACUGGCCAAGCACGUCAGGCUGCAGGGGUGCCCUUCUUUGAGGAGUCCAAGACGGACGACCGGCGCAGCAAGUUGCUGACGGAGCUGGGGCGCCUCAGCGCCAACUUGGAAGCGGCCAGCGCCCUCUUCGGUGGUACCAGGUCGAGCGCUGAUCGUUGAGCACUAGGAGGACGCUACUAGGAGCAAAGGGCAUCGCUACUAGGAGCAAGAAGCUACCAGGGGCUUCUGGCCAUACUACUAGGAGCAAGAACGCUACUAGGAGUCAAAGAGCCGUGAACAACGCGGUGAGAUUUGCUGAGAGCGAUCGC